This is a messenger RNA of Rosa chinensis, 1155 nucleotides long. RefSeq names its product putative pentatricopeptide repeat-containing protein At1g12700, mitochondrial. Gene Ontology annotation, molecular function: protein binding. Bases 1 to 1155 code for a protein of 384 amino acids. The transcript has a single exon. NCBI's taxonomy places the organism in Eukaryota, Viridiplantae, Streptophyta, Magnoliopsida, Rosales, Rosaceae. The record is from RefSeq and is a predicted model, not a curated record.
AUGGGAUUCAGCUUGUCUGUGUUGGGAAAGUUCUUCAAAUUUGGUUAUGAACCAGAUGCUACCACCCUCAACACUCUUAUCAAGGGUUUUUUCCUUGAGAGUAAAGUCUCUGAGGCAGCAGCACUUUUCGGCAAAAUGCUGCUUCAAGGUUGUAAGCCGAAUGAGUUUACUUUUGGAACGCUGAUAAAGGGCUAUUGCAUGAUGGGAAAUAAUACUGCAGCUAUUCAAUUGCUUAGAAAGAUGGAACAACAAUCUCGAGAUUGUAAGCCUAAUGUGGUUGUCUAUAAUAUCAUCAUUGAUAGUCUUUGUAAGGACACACUACUUCCUGAUGCAUUUAAGCUCUUCUCAGAAAUGAUUAGUAGGGGUAUUGCCCCUGAUGUCAUUACUUAUACCUCUUUGAUUCAUGGAGUUUGCAAAUUAGGCCAGUGGAAAGAAGGUACGAGAUUGUUGAAUGAGAUGGUCAGUAAAGAUAUCUUCCCAAAUUUAGUAACCUACAAUAUCCUGGUCGAUACACUUUGUAAGGAGGGGAUGGUUGUGGGAGCACAAAGUGUGCUUGAAAUGAUGAUUCAAAGAGGUAUCAAACCUGAUACAGUCACCUACAGUUCACUUAUGGAUGGCUACUGUCUACGAGGAGAAAUGGAAAAAGCUAAAGAGGUUUUUGAUCUUAUGAUUAGCAAAGGCUCCGGUGUUAAUGUUCAUAGUUAUAACAUACUGAUGAAUGGAUAUUGUAAGCAAAAACAGAUAGAUGAUGCCACCAGGGUUUUUCAGGAAAUGUCUGAUAGUGGACUGCUUCCAAAUACCAUUACAUAUACUGCUCUUAUGGAUGGUCUUUGCAAAGUAGGAAGAAUACAAGAUGCACAGAAAUUGUUCAGUAAGAUGCAAGCUUGUGGCCAACUUCCAAAUAUUCAAACUUAUGCUGUUUUACUGGAUGGCCUGUGUAAAAACCAACAACUUGCAAUGGCAUUGGAGUUGUUUAGAGAGAUGGAAUGCAUGAAGCUGGAUUUGGAUUUAGUAAUUUACGAUAUUCUUAUUGAAGGUUUGUGUAUAGCUGGAAAAAUUGCAUCUGCAAGGGACCAUUUUUAUGGUUUAUCAUCAAAAGGACUUGAACCUGAUGCAAGGACGUACACUAUAAUGAUCAAGGGACUUUGUGACUGA